CCUAAAGCCUAAAAGGUAGAAAACAGAAAUUUAGUUUUCAAGAGGAUUUAGUAAGAGAGAGUGCUUUACUUUUGAGAAAUUUUUUAUAUUCUUUUAUCAAAGUUUGCUUAUUUAGUUUGAGACGAUGGGAGUUUUGCAAGAAGAAAGUUUAAGCAAUUGUGCUUUGCCAUUGUUAUCUCUAAACCAUGUAUCAUACCUUUGUAAGUCAGUUACAGAAUCAGCUAAGUUUUAUCAAGAUGUUCUUGGUUUUGUUCUCAUUAGAAGACCUUCUUCUUUCCAAUUUGAAGGAGCUUGGUUAUUCAACUAUGGAGUUGGGAUUCACUUGUUACAAUGUAAUUCCAUUAAUGAUGUCCAACAAAUGCCAGCAAAAAUCAACCCAAAAGAUAAUCACAUUUCUUUCCAAUGUACAGACGUUGAACUUGUAAAGAAGAGACUAGGAGAAAUGGGGAUGAAGUAUGAAACCGCCCUCGUUGAAGAGGGUGGGGUUUUUGUUGAUCAGAUCUUCUUCCAUGAUCCAGAUGGUUAUAUGAUUGAAAUUUGCAAUUGUGAAAACAUCCCAAUUCUUCCACUAUCUGCAAGUGCAUGUCCUGUUAAGAAGCCCCAAAUCCAAUCUUAUGUAAAUGACAAGAAGAGUAAUCCGCAACGAUCUAUGGCCACCACAAAAGCCCUCAAUGCUGCAGAGAUGGAAACGCGGAUGGUGGAAAGCUUGUUUGCCAACAUGAUCGAUAUUGCCUUGUAGAGAUUCCAACUUCAUCCCAAAAUUUAUAUUGUUUGUAAAAAA
Molecule: messenger RNA, 781 nt
Organism: Papaver somniferum (opium poppy)
Lineage: Eukaryota; Viridiplantae; Streptophyta; Magnoliopsida; Ranunculales; Papaveraceae
Exons: 3
Coding region: 125-739 (204 amino acids)
Source: RefSeq, a predicted model, not a curated record